Molecule: messenger RNA, 811 nt
Organism: Epinephelus fuscoguttatus (brown-marbled grouper)
Lineage: Eukaryota; Metazoa; Chordata; Actinopteri; Perciformes; Serranidae
Gene: nkx2.7
Product: NK2 transcription factor related 7
Exons: 2
Coding region: 14-811 (265 amino acids)
Biological process (GO): regulation of transcription by RNA polymerase II; cell differentiation
Cellular component (GO): nucleus
Molecular function (GO): DNA-binding transcription factor activity, RNA polymerase II-specific; RNA polymerase II cis-regulatory region sequence-specific DNA binding
Source: RefSeq, a predicted model, not a curated record
UAAAAGAGUUGGGAUGCAUCCCAGUUCAGCUACCUCGACGCCUUUUUCAGUGAAGGAUAUUUUGAAGCUGGAGCACCACCAUGACUUUGACAACGAUUUCUUGAUGACUGAUCAGGUUGUUCCGAUGCAUUAUCAGCACGUGCACGCUGCGUCCAGGACCGGGGACGUUUAUGACUGUCAGCCGGAGCAGUGCGUCUCGGGGACGCAGGAGAAGCUCGAUAUUCACAGCUCAGCAGCAGAAGAGGAAAUAAAUGAGCAGGAGAUAAGCGGUGUUGACAGCUCUCCUGGCUGUGACAAAAACUCCAAAAGCAGAGCCAGGCUGCGCCGGAAGCCCCGGGUCCUCUUCUCCCAGUCCCAAGUGUCCGAGCUGGAGAGGCGCUUCAGACAGCAGCGCUACCUGUCCGCCCCGGAGAGAGAGCAGCUGGCCCACAUCCUCAAACUCACCUCCACACAGGUCAAAAUCUGGUUCCAGAACAGGAGGUAUAAAUGCAAGCGGCAGAGGCAGGACAAGUCUCUGGAGCUGGCGGGGUAUCCACCUGCACCCAGGAGGGUGGCGGUGCCGGUGCUGGUGCGGGACGGGAAGCUGUGCAGCGCAGGGUCCCACUCAGCACCUUACAAUGUGACUCUUGGACAUUUUAAUUCUGUGUUUGCAUACGGAAACAGCAGCAUGUAUGGCUGCAGUUAUCACAGUGUGUCACCGUCAGCUGCACAGAUGUGUCAUAACCAGCUGGUUGAUUUAACGGGUAGCAGUGAAGGACAUCUCAACCACGGACACUUUCAGGCUUCGUUACAGGGUGUGAGAGGCUGGUGA